This is a messenger RNA of Durio zibethinus, 1796 nucleotides long. RefSeq names its product glutamate-1-semialdehyde 2,1-aminomutase 2, chloroplastic-like. Gene Ontology annotation, molecular function: glutamate-1-semialdehyde 2,1-aminomutase activity; pyridoxal phosphate binding; transaminase activity. Gene Ontology annotation, biological process: tetrapyrrole biosynthetic process. The record is from RefSeq and is a predicted model, not a curated record. Gene Ontology annotation, cellular component: chloroplast. NCBI's taxonomy places the organism in Eukaryota, Viridiplantae, Streptophyta, Magnoliopsida, Malvales, Malvaceae.
AAAGUCCAAAGGAGGUGGUGGCUGAUCUUGUACAAUUUUACCACUUCAGCAAUUUUCUUAUCUUCUCCUUGAGACGGGCAAGAACAUCACAAAGCAACAAACAGCAGCAGAGAGAAAAAUAAAGUUAGAGAGCAAAAAUGGCGGCUUCAAUCAGCGGACUUGGAGUUGGGUUAGGCUUAUCUUGUUCUACUAAGCUUUGUAAAGCACUUCCGUCCUCACGAUCCUCUGGUUUCCGUGUUAAAAUGACUGUAUCUGUUGAAGACAAGAAGAAGAGUUAUACCCUCCAAAAAUCUGAAGAAGCUUUCAAUGCUGCCAAGAAUUUGAUGCCUGGAGGUGUAAAUUCUCCUGUCCGUGCCUUUAAAUCUGUUGGCGGGCAGCCUAUUGUGAUUGAUUCUGUUAAGGGUUCUCACAUGUGGGACAUAGACGGGAACGAGUAUAUUGACUAUGUUGGCUCCUGGGGCCCAGCAAUAAUUGGUCAUGCAGAUGAUGAGGUGCUUGCGGCCCUGGCUGAAACUAUGAAGAAAGGAACCAGCUUUGGCGCUCCUUGUCUUCUUGAGAAUGUUUUGGCAGAGAUGGUAAUCUCAGCUGUUCCUAGCAUUGAAAUGGUUCGAUUUGUAAACUCUGGUACAGAAGCAUGCAUGGGUGUGCUCCGCCUUGCCCGUGCCUUUACUGGCCGAGAAAAGAUCAUCAAAUUUGAGGGUUGUUACCAUGGCCAUGCUGAUCCCUUUCUUGUUAAGGCAGGUAGUGGAGUUGCUACUCUAGGGUUGCCUGACUCUCCUGGUGUUCCCAGAGGAGCCACUUUUGAAACUCUAACUGCCCCUUUCAAUGACAUAUCAGCUGUAGAAAAUCUCUUUAACAGUAACAAGGGAGAACUUGCAGCAAUUAUUCUUGAACCUGUUGUUGGGAAUUCUGGCUUCAUUCCACCUAAGUCUGACUUCCUUGAAGCUAUACGUCGCGUAACCAAGGAAAAUGGUGCUCUCCUCAUCUUUGAUGAAGUGAUGACUGGAUUUCGCUUGUCUUAUGGCGGGGCUCAGGAAUAUUUUGGCAUAACUCCUGAUUUAACAACGCUAGGGAAGAUAAUUGGUGGUGGUCUGCCUGUUGGUGCAUAUGGAGGAAGGAGGGAGAUUAUGGAGAUGGUGGCACCAGCAGGGCCAAUGUACCAGGCUGGGACCUUGAGUGGGAACCCGUUGGCAAUGACAGCUGGGAUACAGACCCUUAAGCGGUUGAAGGAGCCAGGAACAUACGAAUACUUAGAUAAAAUCACAGGAGAACUUGUUCAAGGCAUUCUAGAUGCUGGAAAGAAGACAGGACAUGCAAUUUGUGGAGGGUAUAUUAGUGGGAUGUUUGGAUUUUUCUUCACAGAAGGGCCUGUUAACAACUUUGAUGAAGCAAAGAAGAGUGAUACAGCAAAAUUUGCCAGGUUUUACCGGGGUAUGCUGGAGGAAGGUGUAUAUUUUGCACCUUCACAGUUUGAAGCUGGAUUUACAAGCUUGGCACAUUCUUCUGAAGACAUCCAAAAGACAAUUGCAGCAGCUGAGAAAGUUCUUAGCAAAAUUUAAGGUGUCCAUAGCAGUAGCUUUGAUUACCAGUGUUGUGAUCCUGUUCUCCGUCCUACCCUUUUGUUCUCCCUUUUUUCGUGCAUAAUUGACCAUUUUGGUAGCGAAUUAAUGGUUCUUUUAUUAUCAGUUUUUUUAGACAGAUUUUUAGUCAUUUAUUGUCGCUCACAAUCUGUAUUUGUUACCAAUAAAGCUUUUGUAUCUUGGCAAUAUAUGAGAUAAUUAUCGGCUUUUAAAGCU